Pectinophora gossypiella (pink bollworm) is the source of this 3787-nucleotide messenger RNA. RefSeq lists its product as uncharacterized. Lineage: Eukaryota; Metazoa; Arthropoda; Insecta; Lepidoptera; Gelechiidae. The coding region runs from base 544 to 2712 and encodes 722 amino acids. The record is from RefSeq and is a predicted model, not a curated record. The transcript has 3 exons.
CAUCGGUCAGGAAAGCUGAAGCUGGGGCACGGGCAGUCGAAACUAAAUACCCAAAAGCGUUUGUGAUCGCGCCAACGGUUGCCAAAUAUGGCAAGAAUCUCGGGUUUCGCGCGGCGCGUCGCUGGCACACCACCAGCCUGCAAAAACGCCCUCUAUUCCCGUCUAAUACUCGUGAAAAACACGUAAAAACGUUUUUAUUUCUGUAGCGAGCGGCCUCUAAAUUUAGGCCGUAUGGAAACCGAAAGUAAUACGAGCGAUUUUGGUUGGGGCCGAGUUGUCUGUAUUUAGAUUAGACCGGAGCGGGCGCAGCGACGCACAGUGGUGGCGAGUUGCGCCUUCGACCCUGCGCGGCUGAUAACGCGUCCCGGCGGUCCCACAGGCCCGCGCCUGCCGCAGCCCUCCGCGGCCCUCAGUGAAUAGUGCAUUGUGAUCUCGGACGAUACGCGCAUCCAGAUAUUACCUCGCAACGUGCGCUACCACCGCAAGAACGUCCAUGAAAAGUUCCGUGUUUCUGUUACAGUGUUCUUCUUAUAAAGGAUUUGGAUGUCACAAAUGCUUCCUGAAGGCGGAGAAGUGAUGCGCCGCGCGGCAUGCGGCGACGUCUGCCCUGCGCUUGCACCGCCCGCGCCCGCCCCACUGCAUCCCCAAGGACAUAACAAAACAUCGGAGAACAAAGAGCUUCUUCGCCAACAACUUCUAUCUUCGAGUAAAGAACGUGCAGAUAAAGCAGAACCUCCUAAGCCGAAACACGCACGAAAUCGUCAGAAAAACCGAUGGAAGCUCAAAUUUCAUCACCAAGCGUUACCGCAAGAGUACCUUGACCAUUACGAGCAAAGCUUGCAAAAAGCCAACGCCAAACAAGCUACUUUGAAACAGAAACAACCCGAAAAGCAAAAAGCAGAACCAAACUUUGAUAUAAAUAAUUUCACAAACGAAACGUUCAAGAUAUGGGCGCAGCGGCUGGCCGGCAUACAAAAUGAAACGGGUACGCUGACUGUGCCACAAACACCUAACGCUUUAAACAUGGCGAACAAAUCACACAACAAGGCAGAAGAAAAGAAAAAGAAAAGUCCUGCUAUAGCACCGAGCAAGAUAGUAACUUAUGAAGACUUGCCAUACAUGGGAGAAAUGACUUUAAACAACUCCAAACCUCGUAGAGGUCGUAAACCAAAAAAAGCUGAUAUUUGUCAUUUAAUUUACGAAAAUUAUGGCACAGUUGUACCUGGCCAGCCUCCGCCUGUUCAGGAUCGCGUAAAUCAAUUAAGCAUGUGUCCUCCAUUUCGGACAGAAAACCCUGUUAGUACCUCUAAAACUGAUUUACAAAAUAAAAUAAUUACUAGCUUACUAGAGCGUAAAUUAUCACAAGAGAAUAAGAGAAGAUUGGAAAAUCCUUCGCCCCCGAGAUUUAAUAAUCCAGAUGAUCCGAUGCCUGAAGCUCCAGUAACUAUUGCCGGACCUUUGCAUAGCGACGAUGAGCCUCUCAAUCUGUGUAUCCGAGACCUUCAUGAUCUCAAAAUACAAAUUCAAAAGAAAUUUGGCAACAUAUACACAUCUAUGCCCGAGGUUAAAACUGAAAUUGAUGUAAAUAAUUGUGAACAAGAAGGCGUUAAAUCUGAGCAACCUAACGCAAUAUCAGUAAUACAGCGAAAUACAAACUUACCACCGCCGACGGCAAGUAGUUCACCUGACCUAUCACGGCAAACGAGGAAUAUCUCUCCAACUCUCUCAGAGCCGGCGCAAUCCACAGCUAGCCCAGACGGUGAUGGCAAGUUUCCAGGUUACAUAUACUGGCCUAACGCUGGAGUAUACAUGCAUCCAUUAGCUUUACAAACACAGUUACUUUAUUACCAACGCCUGGCCGCUGCUGGUCAAUUGCCCCUGUCUCCCGAAGAACAAGAGAGAGUAUUAUCAACUCCAAACAGCGCGAAUGAAAGUAAUUCGACUGAACCAAAUUCACCAUCAGUUGAUGACAGUAAAAACAAACUUGUCCUUAAACAAAUAUCUGAAUUGCUUGACCCAAAAGUAAUAAAGCAGGUGGAAGAAGCGAAGCGUAGUCCAGAUCAAUCAAAAAUGAAACGAGCUUCUCCAAAUCCUACUUCAGGUCCUGUGAAAAGAAAAAGGUCGGCGAUAUUUAUACCGCCGAUGCCUGUGAGGAGCAACUCCACUACUCCAACUACGGAAGUUAGUAUUUGCAAGUUCAAAUUUACAGGAGGCUCGAAGCCCUCAUUACAGGAAAAGAAGAUGUUGUCUGUCGAUUCCGGUGGUAAUUUCAGGUAUUAUAGCGGCACAGGAAAUAAGGGUAGUAAUAAGGGAUAUGAUUACCUCCAAAGAGAUUCAAACCAAGGCAGGAAUUCUGAUCCGGUUGCAGAAGCAUCGGUGUCGACGUUGCCGAAGGUUGACGGGCAGAGCGCGGGUUCGUAUAAAGAAGACCUAAACAAAAAGAAAAGAAAGUCAAGGAAAAGUUUACAGAGAGAGAAACUCGAGCAAACUUUUAAAGAAAAAGGCUUUUUGAUCCAGACCCAGCAACUUCAAUCAGCAGAGGGUGCGACUUAUUGUAAAUUUAGGCAGCUUAGAAAAUUUACCCGUUACUUGUUUAGAAGUUGGAAAGAUUAUCUCCCGGGAGAAUUGGACGAAAGGACGGGCGAGCAGGUCCCGCCGUCCGCAGAACCGUCACCAACCAAUGACGGGCCGGUCCCGGGCGAAUGGGGCUGAUCAUAACGCGUCCUCGUACCAAUAUCUCGGUUCUCACAAUAAACCAAAGAAGUAUGACGUGGAUUUUUUUAACCUGGCUACUAAUUUUGCAGGUGGCCGAUUAAUGCAUUUAUAAUAAAUUGUCUUUAAUAGUGAGAUUUUUACAAAUUUAACACGUAAAGUUUUUGUUUGUUCUCCUCGCCACUCCGUCCACAUUAUUUAUUUCUUUUAUAUUUGAGUGCUUUGCUUUACAUAUACGUUAGGUUUUGUUUUGUACGAUGUACAUAUUUAUUUUUUGUAUCGUUUAUAGAUACGAAACAGUGCGCAGCACACAAAAUUAAUAAACAAAAAUAUACGGUUGCUAUAAAAUGGGUGGAACUGUGAUUAUUAACAUUCUGAUAACGCCCGCGCCGCUGUAACAGGUACAUCACAUGUGGAAUAAUAUAUCCAAGUAUAUAAUAAUGCUUUAGCCUUUGUAAGGUUUUAUUUAUAUAAAAUAAUAUUUUCAGAUAUUAGUCUUAUAUGAUUACUAAAACUAGUCAACUGACACCUUCUUUAUUAACAUAGGUAUUAGUUAAAUUUUCAAUGUGUAUUAAGUACUCUAAUUCUCUGUACAUAUUGAAUUUAAAAGGAGUUAUUCUAGUCAUUUAGAGUAAGAUAUAAAUUGUUAUUAUUAACUGACGUAGAGUUAACGUCUGUGUUAAGACAGCGCCGUGGCUGAUAGCUGACAAUAGAGAAGCUUCGACAAGCGCACGAGCAACCAGCUAAAACAUUUUUUGUAGUUUAAUGCUGGAGGUAUUGUCAUAACCGCCAAUGAGCCCAGCUACGGCGCUGUUACAAGGUAAAGGUUUUGUAUUGUAAUAAAUAAUAGACUUCAUUUUGUAUUAUAUAAACUUUAUUACAGAAGAACUGAUUCUGUGAUAAAAUUGUUAAACAAAAAUGCAACCAACGGGAAUGUAAUAUAUACCACUUUCCAAUAAUAAAAAAAUAACCAUAACAUAUUGUGUAUGAAUUAACAACAAAAUACAAGAAGGAAGCCCUUAUAAGCUACGACAUGAUUAUAUGUAUUUGAAAACGUUACUUAUUUAUCUAUAAA